UGUGUGUGUGUGUGUGUGUGUGUGUGUGUGUUUGUGCGCGCUCGUGUGCGCCUGUUUGUGUCUGUCAAUGGCUGAAUGACUGAGCACAGCAACAGCUGUGACGGACUACUUGAUCACAGACCCGCCGACACUUGACGCACACACAUGAACAUGCGCACAUGCACCUCAGUCAGUCCUGAAGCUGCAGUUAAAGCUGUGCAGCAGCUCUGAUAGCUUUGUGUUCUCACAGCCUUUUUUCGUUUUGUUUGACCACCUUUAUAGAGGCCACCUGCAAUGUUUUGACUCUGUCUAAUUAAGGAGUUUUGCAAAAGAAGUGGGUGGAAACGCCUGUUUCAGACGAGAAGGGAGAAUCUCUUUUGAGGAUCUUCGAUUCCAGAAACGUUUGCAGAACCCUUGCUCAGAAGAACUUUUCUUCAUUUCACUUGAUAUAACUCUAUCCAGCACCUUGGCCGCCGUCAAAGAGGACCACCUUGUGGAUGUACGGACUGGCAACAGCUCGGGCCGACCACCGGCACCGCCUUCCUCUCGUUCUUGUUUCAUGGACGUCUUGUUCAGAAUUAUAGUUUGACCACGCUCGCCAUGCUGGAACACCUGCCCUGUGUCGGCAUUGACCCUGCCCCAUUCAGGCCCCAGCCAAUCAGCAGCAACAUGGACGAGAGAGCCAUGCGGUUCGAGUUAGAGCGCCAGGCCUGUCAGAGUCUCAGACAAGUUCUCCAGCUGAAGCUACAACAGAGGAGGACCAGAGCAGAGUUGAUCAACCAGGGAAUCAUGCCGCCUCUGAAAAGUUCAGCUGCCUUCCACGAACAGAGACGGAGCUUGGAACGAGCUCGGACUGAAGACUAUCUAAAGAGGAAGAUCAGGAGUCGGCCGGUGCGAUCCGAACUGAUCAGGAUGCACAUCCUGGAGGAGACGUCAGCGGAGCCGUCGCUGCAGGCCAGGCAGCUGCAGCUGAAGAAAGCUCGCCUCGCUGAUGAUCUGAAUGAUAAGAUCUCCCAUCGGCCGGGGCCCAUGGAGCUGAUCCACAAAAACAUCCUGCCGGUUCACUCCAGCAUUAAGCAGGUCAUAGAGACACAGUUUCCAAAGGCUUCGGGCAAUAACUCCUCAUGUGACGAGGACAGCAAUGACAGUCUGUCUCCAGAACAGUCAGUGGGACAGGAGUCACCUCUUGGCAUGGGACCUCUGCCCUCUCCACCAGAGACGUUGGCUGAGAGCAGUACCCCCUCCCCUACACAGGUUCCUCCUUCAGCUCCUCUCCUCCCACCUCUCUCUGGAACCUCCCCCGAGUUGAAGCUGUCCAAUGGGACGGUAACACUUUCCGCCCAGAGGAUGGGUGUUACCUCUCAGAGUAAGUCCCAUUCUAAACCAUACUCUGACCGCUCCGCCCAGAGACACAAGAAACCCAAGGACAACAAGCCAAAGAUAAAGAAGUUAAAGUACCACCAGUAUAUCCCCCCUGACCAGAAAGGGGAUAAGGAGCCUCUUCUCCAUCUGGACUCAUCUUAUGCCAAAAUCCUGCAGCAGCAGCAGCUCUUCCUGCAGCUCCAGAUCCUCAGUCAGCAGCAGCAGCACUACAACUACCACGCCAUCCUGCCCGCACCGCCCAAACUUGAGAAAAACCAGCAGCCAUCUUCCACCUCCAAUUCCAUCACCGCCUCUUCCCCACCUCGACCUCUUGUUGCCCCCUCUAGCCAGGGCAGUCACAGCAGUCAAAGUUCUGCUGCUUUAGUUGGGACCAAGCCAGUGACUCUACCUCCAAACCUGGAUGAGAUGAAGGUGGUGGAACUGAAGUCCCAGUUGAAGUUGCGCAGCUUGCCCGUGUCCGGCACCAAAAACGGCCUCAUCGAGAGGCUGAGGACCUACCAGGAACUGAAUGGAGGCGGUGACACUACCUCCUCUCCAACAGCAGGGGGUAUCGCAGGGCCGGGGGCUGCAGGAACAGGAAGAUCCUCCCAAGCUGCUGCAGCCGCCACCACCACCGACAACACAUCACAACAGCAACAGUUUCGGUGCCGCCAGACAUCCUCUCUGACAAGUCAGCUAGGUAGCACUGCCACUCCACCUUCAGCCUCUCCUCAGCAGCUUGUGACCUGCAGUGGCUUAGUCUCAUCACCGGCCGUCUUCUCCCCCCUCUCUGACCGCCCGCCGGCCACCAGCAGCCCAGAGGAUUCCAGCUUCUGCAGCGAUCCUUCGGGGGAAAUGAUGAGGUCACCUGUCACACAGUCGAACCUUCAGCUGUGUCCAGGUGCUCGGCUUCAAACUGAUAUCAAAGAAGAGGUCUCAUGCUCCACCCCAGCUCCCUGCCAGUUCUCUUCAAAGCCGCCAGCCUCUCUGCAGAAACACUGCCUGGUCUCAUCAGCUGCCCCCAACACUAAAACCGCCGCUCCAUCACAGACUAUUGACAAAGACAAGAUGCUGCGGGAGAAAGACAAGCAGAUAGAGGAGUUGACCAUGAUGCUGAGGCAGAAGCAGAGGCUGGUGGAUGUGCUGAGGAUGCAGCUGGAGCACGGCAAGAGAGUUUCGGAGCCAGUGGUUCUUGUAAGAGUGAAGCAAGAACCUCCUGAUAAGCCCGGUGUACCUCUCUCGUGCGGCCAGCCCCCAUUUCUCCUUCAAACAUCGUGCGUCAUGGAUGCCACUAAGUUUGCCGUCAAACAGGAGGUCAUCCAGACAGAGGACGUUGUGCCUGAGACAACUAUGCAGUCAGUGAACUCUCGUGGAUUACCGCGGCCCUGCAACCAAACUCAGGAGGCACAGGAGCAGAUCCAGCUGCACACGAAGCCACAGAAAGAACAACACGACGGUCUCCAGCAGAGCCCUCUGCAGCUGGCCCAGCAGCAGGCCAUACAGAAACUCUUGCUGCAGCAGCAGCAAAACAUCCAGAGGUGUAACCAGGUGCUGGAAAAUCAACAGAACCUGCAGAGACUGUCUCAGCAGAGAAAGAAGAAAUCUCACAAACAGCAGCUCAAACUGCAGCAGCAGGAGCAACUGUUGCAGUCGCAGCAGAUGCAGCUGAAGCAACAGAUUCUAAUGAAACAACAACAAAAAAUGCUGUUUCAGCAGCAAAUGAAGCGGCAGCAACCGACUAAACAACCACAGCAAAUCCAGAUACAGACCGAGAUACAUUUGACGCAGCACCCGGUGCAAACGCAACAGAAACAACAGGUGCCGCAGCAGCAGUCGCCACAGGUGUCUCAAGAGUACAUCAAAGAGCAGUCAGGCUCGGCCCCCUCGUUCCCGCCCUGGUCAGACUCCACCCCGGCCCUGGUCACUGACGGCAACGGCAACCACUUCCUGAUUGCACUGAGCAAUCACCUCACUGAGAACCAAAGAGCUGACACACCCGAGACAACCAAUCCAAUCACUCUCCAGGCCCAGAAUAGGCGACCUCAGGGAUCUGUAGACGAACCACAGCAGGGAGCUGCUCAGUGUGUAACUGCACCGCCCAGUCUGCAGCCUUUCCUAAAGGACCAGGAGGCCGCUCCCUCAUGGAAACACACCUCAUCACCCUGCUCCCAAACUGAGGUCUGCUCUAGCCUGGACGUCUUGUUCAGUCCUCUGUCUCCGGCUUCCAAUCAGACAGCUGCCUCUUCACCCGAUAACAAAGAUACAGAGCAUGAAGAUGAUUUCAUCGACAUCAUCUUGCAGACAGGAGAAAUGUCAGCCCCCUUCCACGCGGCACCUGACUCAUCACUGGACCGUCUCGAUCCCAGCUCCUGCGCCUCCUCCCCACUCCAGCUGUUGCUAUCUCCCCCUGUCCCGCCCAGCUGUGACACCCACCAGCCCGCUCCCGAGGUGCAGUCCGAGCUUCGGGCUCUGGCGGUCACCACGGAAGAGGUGCAGUGCCUCGGUAGCGCCGGAGGCGGACGCCUGGAGGACUUUCUCGAAAGCACUAUGGGCAAGCCUCUCCUGGGGGUCGAGCCUGGAGGUCUGUUGACUUUGAUCGAUGACCUCCACAGCCAAAUGCUGUGCACCCCCAGCAUUCUGGACAACGCGCCGUCUCCCAUGGACACCUUCGACAUGGGGGCUGAGGGGGAGCACGGCCUGGACAGUAUGGAUUGGUUGGACCUCACUUUGGGGAGAGAGCGGGGAGGGGAAAGCCCCUCGCUGUCGCCCCUGGGCCCCCAAACACCUCCUAGUGCCUUUUCCACAGACUUCCUGGACAGUUCUGACCUGCAGAUACACUGGGACUCCUGCCUAUAGCCUACCACGGUUACACACAAACACAAACAUGUAAGCGAUUGCUGAUGUAUCAGUAGUCGAUUAGAGCACUCUCUCUGCAUCUUCGAACACACUGGUUUAUUGAAUCCUCAGGCACUUUGACCUUUAUUUUAUCUACACACUGCAGUAUUGACUUCAGUGCAUACAAAUAUUAGGCAGGUCCUAUAUCUGUUCUGUGCUCUUCAGUUUUGUCGACACUAGAGAGGGACUUCUGUGGUCUUGGACCCAAUAGGUGCUGAGGCGUUCCUAAAAUGGGCCAUGUACCUGUCACUUACAUGAAUGAAAUUAAUCUUUCCUCUGUCACAGACAACAUGGAAAGGUUGAGCGGUUUAUGUGACCUUUGUCGAAUUAGAAUGCAAAGUCCUUCUUAGCUGCCCUUUAAUCCAUGAUUUACCACUGCAGGAAGAGAUAUAGGGUAAUCAAUAACCAAAGUAAAGGUGAGAGGUGAGUGAUUUUCCAGCAACAUAUUAGUAAAUAAGGUGGAGUAGCAAGGUUGUUUGCCCUCCGCUGCUUCAUGGCCAUUAUUUUGAAAUAUUAAAAAUAUUGAGCAGUUGUUUUUUUCCUACAGAAAGAAAGCAAGCUGUGGAAACAGUGGGAGAACUGCACAGCAUCGUCCUGUAUUCUAAUGUAUGAAUUUUCAUGAUUUUAGGUUAUUCUUUAAGAUAAAAAAUACAUUAAGUAAAAAGGAAAACUAUUCAAGGAUGGGGUCUAAUUAAGUCCUUGAUUAUUUCAUGCACAACACAACUUCCUCUAAACAAAUCUCUUUAAAAUGUUUUAUGCAACCGACGACUCGCCAGUAUGCUCUGGGAAUUAUUAAAGAGCAUGCAUUAGGUACUGAAUCCUGCAGACGAGGAAUACCAAAUAAACUUAAAUGAUCCAAUUUACUUUGCAAAAUUACAAAGAGAUUUUUUUCAGAUCAUUUUUAACGUUUCUUUUAAAUUGCACUUUGAUGGCAGCUGUCUUAACUUUUCCUUUGCCGCAAUGCUUCUUUACAGUAUGUACGUUGUAAAAACAUACUCACAUUUUUGUGAGUGUCUAUGGCAUGAAGCCCUCUGAAUGUAAAGGUGGGAGUAAAGUCUAUGCAUUACUGCACCUUACUUAACUACACAGCCUGAUGUAGACUGUACAUCCAUAUUUACAAUGCUGCAUGUUCACAUAUGCCAGGUUUUCUGUGGUCAUUGUGGAUGCUUUAGUCUUAAAAAACUGCCAUACUGUAGUUUCUUUCUCAUCCCAUUGGCACUUAAUGGAUAAAUGCACAUAUAAUACAAAAGGGAAGGGAAACUCCUGCAGCUUAAUAACGUCUUGAGACAUGAUUUAUAGUAAGAUGAAAUGCCUUCAUACUGAGGCAUUUGUAGUAAUUUUCUUGUUCAUUUUAAUGGUGAUAGUUGUGUCAUGUACUGUAUCAGUACCAGAGCCAGUGGGGCUAAAGAAACAUUUUAUUUCCCUCCCUGAGAUUUUUCAGUGCUGCACUAUACCAGUUUAGACACUGAAAACAGAAGAUACAUUUGUUUGUAUAGUUUUUCUAAACAUAUAUACCAGAGUGUAAUACUCUGUAUUUCGAAUGUUCUGUGACAAUUAUCAGUUUUGCGACUCAUACACAAGCUCAUUUUUGAUUCACACCAUCUUUUGCAUUUAUAAUUUUACACUUUUAUGUGUAAAAUCAUUGUUAAAGCUACAGUGUGUAAUAUUUAGAGGAACUUAUUCACAGAAUAGGUGCGCCACCAUAAAGUGUCCCCUGUCGGGUUGUGGUUUGCGGCUUUAAAUUAAAGAAAGAAAUUGGUUUAAGUGGUGGCCAUAUUUCAUCAGCCAAUCACCGGUUUUACUGGUAAAUUUGAAAUGUGACGGAUGCAAAUUGUCACAACUUAAAGUCCAAAAUGUUUCAGUGUUGUGCUCUCUAAUGGUUUGUGUGGUUCACUCUGUGGAGUUGUGCUUACUUCAGGUUUUAUUGUUUGUACAACAGCCUGCCUUCUUUUCUGACUUUGCUCGUACUCUCUGCUUAAAGGAACACACUGUUACUACUGUGCAACAAAAACUAUGAACAGUUACACUGUAAAAAAAAAAAAAAGCUCACUGAAGCUGGUAUCUUUCUUCAUUUGAUUUUCGUAAUAAAAUGAUAUUUCACGAUA
Scophthalmus maximus (turbot) is the source of this 6341-nucleotide messenger RNA. Its product is annotated as myocardin-related transcription factor B. The transcript is spliced from 18 exons. The record is from RefSeq and is a predicted model, not a curated record. Gene Ontology annotation, biological process: smooth muscle cell differentiation. The coding region runs from base 580 to 4197 and encodes 1205 amino acids. NCBI's taxonomy places the organism in Eukaryota, Metazoa, Chordata, Actinopteri, Pleuronectiformes, Scophthalmidae.